This is a messenger RNA of Musa acuminata AAA Group (dessert banana), 1734 nucleotides long. Its product is annotated as protein POLAR LOCALIZATION DURING ASYMMETRIC DIVISION AND REDISTRIBUTION-like. Gene Ontology annotation, biological process: asymmetric cell division. NCBI's taxonomy places the organism in Eukaryota, Viridiplantae, Streptophyta, Magnoliopsida, Zingiberales, Musaceae. The coding region runs from base 206 to 1558 and encodes 450 amino acids. The record is from RefSeq and is a predicted model, not a curated record. The transcript is spliced from 5 exons.
GGCUCACAAUGAUGCAAGAGGCGUAGGAUCGUGUCCAGUGGCCACACUGGUUCUAAAAGCAGACAAUUCCAGUAUCAGAGCCGUCCACUGGCAUGGGCCCCGCGAUCGACGGUGGUACGACGACCGCCACGCCUCCGUCUUUUUCUGCUUCCCUCGCGCGCGCUCUUAUUCCACUACUCUGGUGAAGGAGGUCAGACUCCGGACCAUGGUGGAGUCCUCGAGGCGGCACGGGAAGGGAAUCCGAAGCCCCACGUCCGGUGCAGGUGCCGCCGCCUCUUCUGAUGCUCCUCCUCCGGAGCGGGAGACGGGGAAGAUGCGGAUCGUGGACUUCCUCCACGAGCCUCACGAAGGGGACGACGUACUGGGCGAUGUCGGGUCUCCGCAAAGGGGAGACCUUUUCUCUAUCGAUUCUUCGGGUAGCCCCCUGCGGAAGUUCCUCCCUAGGUGGCGGCUCUUUCCCUUCCGGAAGCCGUCGCUCUGCAGCCGCGGUGGAGAGACGGGACCGGGAUCGGGCCAUCCGGUGCCGUCACCUCAUAAGAAGAUGAAGGGGAGGGAAAGAGGAGCGGAGCAGGAGGAGGAUGCAAAAGAAAAGUCGAAGAUGGCUGAGGGGAUCGACGGAAGGGAUUGCGUCCGCUCGCUGGACCCUCCCGCAGGACCUAGGAAACCUGAAGAGGUAUCUUUUAACCUAGGAAUGGGAAUAGGUAUGGCUCUCGCACUGUCCAGGUGGUCCACCGAAUUCAACAAAAUGACAGAGCUCCGGGUUCAAAUGGAAAUGUUGCUCAAAGAAAUUAAAGAAGAAAUUCCAAAGAAAGACACUGGUUUUGGCAUCAUAAGAUCAAACCAUAAUUUUGUCUCUUCAUUAUCGGAUUGUAGCAGGGAUGUCAGUGAAUACAACCCUAUCUCCUUCCAAAAUCACAGGGCAGAUUUUCAUAUGGAAGAGGCGAAGUCAACCGUGGAAUCUGAUAGGCAUUCAAAUAAUGAGCUUGACAAUGAGAACCAAAGUAUGGAUCAACUGGAAGCAGAGCUAGCGUUCGAACUAGGGCAGCUGCAACUAAACUUAGGAGGGAAGGAUUCUAUGAAGCUCUCAGAACAAGAGAGAAUGGAGUUAGCCCAUGAAGAGGCAAGUACUUCUGAAAGCCAUGAACCUUCAGAUGAAAACCACAAUGUUCAUUGUGGUGUUCCUGCAAGCGAACUGGAGAGAAGGUUGUACGAACUUAUAUGCUCGAGACAAGAGGAACGGAUUGCAGAGUUAGAGUCUGCGCUGGAAUUCACCAGGAAAAGGCUCGUUGAAAAAGAAAUCAAAGUUUCUUGGUGGAAGGACACAGGGAUGCUUGCUUCACCUUCGCUACAACACGAAGAAGAGAUGCUUUCUAAGAGCAAGGAGAUCUUGCAUGAAACGCUGGAACCUGGAGUGCCGUUGCUGGUGUUCUGUGACAUGGUGAGAGACGGUGUGAUGCUGCGGAUUGAUCUUGAUAAUGCAUCCAAGAUGAAGAGGUCACUGUUGCAGCUUAGAUGGUUCAGAUUCCUCGAUGCCUGCCCGCAUGGUAAGAGCAAGUAAAUUGCAGAUCUAUCUGCCCCCAUCAUUAUUGACAUGUAUCACGUGAAAGUUUCUCGGGCCACGUUGACCUUGUAGAGUGAGUAGUGUCAAAAGGUGACGCCACGAUCUUUCUUCUUGUCCUUCUGAUGUUUGCUGUACUGCAGAGCUUUUAGUCAUUAAGCAGGUCAGGUUGGUGA